CAUUCUCUUUGGGGUCACCUCCUCUGGAACUCAGCCAAGUGCAUGGUCGAAUAUCUCGUUGAGCAUGCAGAAGACAUCCGAGGCAAGCAGAUCGUCGAGCUCGGAGCCGGCAUUGGGCUCCCUUCAGUCGUGGCAUCGAUGAAAGGAGCAAAGCGAGUGGUGAUCACAGACUACCCGGACGAGGAUCUGCUGAUGACAAUCAAAAGCAAUGUCGAGCGUCUCGAUCUCAAGGUGGGUUGCGCGCCAUUGAUCGCGAUCACGCAUGAACCUGACAAAUAUGGAAAGAACAUGGAGGUAGUGGGACACAAGUGGGGAAGCAACACCCAACAAUUGAGGGACCUGUCCUGCGGCAGAGGUUUUGACCUCAUCAUCAUCUCAGACGCCAUCUUCAAUCAUUACGCACAUAACGCUCUUCUCCGCUCAUGUUCAGAACUCUUGUGCGAUUCACCAGAAUCGAGAAUCCUUGUUAGCUUCUCACACCAUCGACCUCGACUGUACAAGGAAGAUUUGAACUUCUUCGAGGUUCACUUGUUGCGAUCCUGA
Messenger RNA from Guillardia theta CCMP2712, 543 nucleotides. RefSeq lists its product as hypothetical. The annotation marks the transcript as partial. The record is from RefSeq and is a predicted model, not a curated record. Gene Ontology annotation, molecular function: protein-lysine N-methyltransferase activity. Gene Ontology annotation, biological process: peptidyl-lysine dimethylation. The transcript has 5 exons. NCBI's taxonomy places the organism in Eukaryota, Cryptophyceae, Pyrenomonadales, Geminigeraceae.